This is a messenger RNA of Lonchura striata (white-rumped munia), 2172 nucleotides long. RefSeq names its product ankyrin repeat and SOCS box containing 3 (gene ASB3). Gene Ontology annotation, cellular component: cytoplasm. Gene Ontology annotation, molecular function: protein binding. The record is from RefSeq and is a predicted model, not a curated record. Gene Ontology annotation, biological process: intracellular signal transduction. Lineage: Eukaryota; Metazoa; Chordata; Aves; Passeriformes; Estrildidae.
CGCCGCGGCCGCGGCAUCCGGGACAGCGCCGCGCCGCAGGCCCAGCGGCGCCCAGGAUCUGGCGCGCGAUGUCCUCGAGCGGCGCGGGGCCCAGGUAGUUGGGGUUGUCGUGGGUGCCGAUGUACAGCAGCACGUCGAAGGGCUGCACCGACGUGUCCUUCGGGUAGAAGAUGACCGUGGUGGUCCUGUAGCCGCCCUUCUCCCGGAAAUCCAGAGUUCCACGCCAGGGAUGGAUUUCACGGAAGCCUAUUCCGACCGGUGCUCGGCCGUGGGCCUUGCGGCCAGAGAAGGAAAUGUUGAGAUACUGAGGGAAUUGAUUAAUCGGGGAUACAGCAUCGAUGUCCCGGAUAACAGGAGGUGGUUGCCCAUCCACGAAGCGGCAGCACACAAUUCCAGUGAGUGCCUGAAGCUGCUCAUUGAUACAGCUCCAGCCGAAGACUACAUCCACUCGAGGACGUUUGAAGGGAUGUGUGCUCUGCACCUCUCGGCCUGUCAUGGCUCUGUGGAAUGUCUCCGGGUUCUCCUGGAAGCUGGGGCUGACCUCAAUGAUGUCAACACCGAAUCUGCCACCACUCCACUCUUUCUGGCUGUUGAAAAUAAACAUGCAGAGGUUGUCAAGUUCCUGCUCCAACACGGAGCAAAUAUUGAAGGUUCUCAUUCUUGGUCUGGAUGGAAUUCUUUGCACCAAGCUUCCUUUCAGAGUUCCACUGAGAUAAUGCAAAUGCUCCUGGAGAAAGGGGCCAGCAAGGACUGUCGUGAUGACUUUGGAAUUACCCCUCUGUUUGUGGCUGCUCAGUAUGGCCAGCUGGAGAGUCUGCGGCUGCUUCUGUCCCACGGUGCAGAUGUCAACUGCCAGGCCAAGGACAGGGCUACUCCCCUGCUGAUUGCUGCACAGGAGGGACACCUGGAUUGUGUGAAGCUGCUGCUGACUGCAGGGGCAGACCCAAACCUCUACUGCAACGAGGAUAACUGGCAGUUACCCAUUCAUGCAGCAGCUGAGAUGGGCCAUGCAAAGAUACUGGAGCUGCUGAUUCCAGUCACUGACCGGAUUUGUGACAAGGGCGAGGGCAAAGUGAGCCCUGUGUAUUCCGCGCUCUAUGGCGGGGACAGGGAGUGCCUGGAAAUGCUGCUCAAGCAGGGCUUCAGCCCAGAUGCUCAGGAGUGCCUGGACUUCGGCUGCAGGUCCCCCAUGUGCAUGAUCUUCCAAAAGCAGUAUUAUCAGUUCAUUGAUGUCCUUCUGAAAUAUGGCAUCACCUUGCGUGGGAUCAACUUGGCACACUGCCUGUGCCAUAAGAAGUUUGCUCUCUUCCGGCGCUUCCUGAGGUUCGGCUGUUCCCUGCCCUCAGAGGAGGAAUUAACAGACUUCAUCCUCUACAGCAGCACGGUGCAGAAGGAAUACAAGGAAUGGCUGCCCUACCUGCUCCUGGCUGGCUUCAACCCCGUGAAUUUCAUGCGCAGGUUCUGGAUUUUCUCCAUGAGUGAGGAUGUCCUUAAUUUCGUCCUGGAGUUCAUGAAUUGGAGCAGACUUCCUCCAAUUGUGGAGCAACACCUUUCCCAAUACAAAGAGAAGUUCAGUUGGACUUCCAAGAGCCAUUUUGCCUUUCUUCCUUCCCUGUCCCAUCUGUGCCGCCUGGAGAUCCGGUCCCUGUUGGGGAGCGAGCGCCUGCGCUUGGAGCGUGUGAUCCGGGAAUUGCCAUUGCCAGCCUGCCUCCAGGACUACCUGCUCUACGUGGAUGUGCUGCGAGCCAACAGUAUCCCAGACCUGCAGGAUUGCCUGGAGCAGGGAGAUGCAAUCAGUCAUUCCGAGGCUGAGGAUAUGGAAGAGGGACAGCAGUAACACCAGUGCUCCAUGAGAGUGGUGCCAGUGCCUGGACUCCUCAGCUGCAGGUUUUGUAGUGAGAAUCAGGAGACACAGGAGGAGAACUGCUGUAAAUGUCUGUUCUCCUCCCGUGUAAUCAUUCUUUUCAUGCUGUAGUUUUGUACUGCAUCUAGAAAUUUCCUAUGGGUUCUAUGAUUUGCUUGUUUAAAAUCUGUUGUAGCUUUCCAAAUGAACAUUUGCUGUUUCUUUUCAUACUCUUGGGAAGUAAAAUGAGCUUUUUCAGUGAACACAGAGUAGUCAAAAUCCGUCCAUUGACACUUUAUUCCAAAUACAUCAUUUACCAAAUGAAACCA